ACCAAAAUGGCAACUAAUUAUAGUCUUGUAUUGGUAGCAUUAUUGAUGGUAACAUUGAGUUGCAUUACCUUUAGUUCCGCAAAGGUUUAUACAGUCGGAGACUCGGCUGGUUGGGCAUUAAGCAUUGAUUACGCGACUUGGGCUAGUGACAAAACUUUUAAAGUCGGAGAUAAACUUGUGUUCAACUACGAUAGUAGCCACACAGUGGAUCUAGUGAGCUCAAGCGACUACACAACCUGCGCGAUUGGCAAUUCCAUCGCGUCUUACAAUUCUGGCACCACCACCAUCCUUCUAAACACAACCGGGUCCCAUUACUUCAUAUGUGGUAUCAUGGGACAUUGUAGCGGCGGUAUGAAACUAACCAUUGAUGUUACGAGCAACGGGAGCCCCUUAGGAGCUCCUUUAGCCGCUCCAUCAACCAUAACAGCCGAUUCUCCCAUCACGACUCCUUUUGGGACUACCCUUCCUAACCCCAACGCAGUAACCGGGACUAAUAACCUUCCAGUUGAUAGCUCAUCUCUGGCCUUGUCAACGUUUGCGGCUGUUGUUUUCAGUUUGGUUGCAUUCUUGUCUCAAUUGAUUAUUGCUUGAGUUUUCUAGCCAGGAUAGAGGCAGUGCUCUUUAUUUCUUCUUAUUUCUUAUGGCAUUUA
Erigeron canadensis is the source of this 650-nucleotide messenger RNA. Its product is annotated as blue copper protein-like. The record is from RefSeq and is a predicted model, not a curated record. The transcript has 2 exons. Lineage: Eukaryota; Viridiplantae; Streptophyta; Magnoliopsida; Asterales; Asteraceae. Gene Ontology annotation, cellular component: plasma membrane. The coding region runs from base 7 to 591 and encodes 194 amino acids. Gene Ontology annotation, molecular function: electron transfer activity.